AUGGAUUUCCAGGGUCAGCAGGGCGGCCAGCAGAGCGGCGGCAGAGCUUGCUUCAGCUGCGGCGCUACCACCCAUCAGGCCCGUGACUGCCCCAACCGUGGCGCUGCUAAGUGCUACAACUGUGGCAACGAGGGUCACAUGAGCCGUGACUGCCCGGAAGGUCCUAAGGAUACCAAGACGUGCUACCGGUGCGGCCAGGCUGGCCACAUCUCCCGUGACUGCCCCAGCUCGGGUGGUGCCCCUGGUGGUGGCCAGUCGUCGGGCGCCGAGUGCUACAAGUGCGGUGAAGUCGGCCACAUUGCUCGCAACUGCCCCAAGAGCUCUUACAACAACUCGUACGGCGGCAGCUCGGGCGGCUACGGCUCGUACGGUGGUGCUGCCAAGACCUGCUACUCUUGCGGCGGUGUCGGUCACAUGUCGCGCGAUUGCGUUAACGGCAGCAAGUGCUACAAUUGCGGCGAGACCGGCCACUUCUCGCGCGACUGCCCCAAGGCCUCGACCUCGGGCGAGAAGAUCUGCUACAAGUGCCAGCAGCCCGGCCACAUCCAGGCCGACUGCCCCAACAACUAA
Molecule: messenger RNA, 570 nt
Organism: Sporothrix brasiliensis 5110
Lineage: Eukaryota; Fungi; Ascomycota; Sordariomycetes; Ophiostomatales; Ophiostomataceae
Product: cellular nucleic acid-binding protein
Exons: 6
Coding region: 1-570 (189 amino acids)
Biological process (GO): positive regulation of cytoplasmic translation
Cellular component (GO): cytoplasm
Molecular function (GO): mRNA binding; single-stranded RNA binding; translation regulator activity
Source: RefSeq, a predicted model, not a curated record